Photinus pyralis (common eastern firefly) is the source of this 9083-nucleotide messenger RNA. RefSeq lists its product as uncharacterized. Gene Ontology annotation, molecular function: protein binding. The coding region runs from base 192 to 8927 and encodes 2911 amino acids. The transcript has 3 exons. NCBI's taxonomy places the organism in Eukaryota, Metazoa, Arthropoda, Insecta, Coleoptera, Lampyridae. The record is from RefSeq and is a predicted model, not a curated record.
UGUGACAUCUAGACAAAUUUGAGGUUAGAAUAGUGUCAAUACUUCAAAAUCAUUAAAAAAAAAGUGCAUAGAGGAAAGUAUUUCGGGUAUAAAUUCAAACAGAAAGGCAGUAGGAGCCCCCUUUUAGCUUUUAAUGUGUUGUGGGUACACAAUGAACAUUUCGGUAAACACAUAGUUUGUUGGUAUCAUAAAUGGAAGCGAUGGAAACAGUUCAGCAAGAGCCAUCACAGGCCAUGGACAAGACCAAGGCCCUUCAACUUGUACUCCUUCGAUGCCUUACGCAUGGCGCCUACGACUUUAGCACGAACGGCGACGACCUCAUACUGGAGACCUCUGAGGAAACUGUCGUAAUUCACUUCCAUCUUGUUUCGGAACCCAAGCCUUUGCAGCACGACGACUUGGACUUGGCACGAGCCGUCGGUGCGAGUGCUAAGUAUUUUAUAUUUACUAACUGCCCGGUAGAUCAGCUUAAUGUUAAGGAUCGCGCGGUCGACAAAUUCGGGUUUCUCAACCUGACGAACAUACGCGAGCUCGCGACCGAACAUUUUUAUGUCGAUCGGAUUCCUUCCGACCUCAACCCAAGUAUUACCGAAGCUCUGCAAGAGUUCACUAGUCAGCGCGGCAUAAGCCGUUUCUUCUCCCAGUUGAUACUAAAUCGAUUUCAUUCGUACUUAAAACUCACCCGAGGCUUUACGCGGAGUGAUAUUAAGUUAGCUUUACUAGAAUUAUUCAUCGCUAGGUAUAAGGUGGAUUUGUCCUACGACACGCGGAUCAGUUACAGCGAGCUUUGGGCGGAUAUCACUCGCGAUUCGCCUUUGAUUGCGGUCGAGUCCGAGUUUGCUAGUGAGACGUUUUUGAAGUCGCACACCGCGGGAGUCAUCGCUAAGUUUGGAGAUUCGUCCGAGAUCGCCUAUCGCAACCUGUGGGUGUCGGGGGAGGUGGCGCUCUUAUUGUCGACGCCCAGCUCGAAGGACCACCUGAAUGUUGUCAACAUUCUCAAGGCGUUUUCGGCCGGUGUGAAAGUGACGGUGCUGACCGUUUCCGGCCACGAGAGCGUGUUGUGCUUGAACGAGGAGCAGUCCAGUGGGUUACUGAAAUGCGAGGCCAACUUGCAAGGGAAGUCGACGUUUCGGCUCGGGGAGUUCAUGGAAGAGCUGACUUCAUUGAAGGCCAGCGAUGCCAUUCGGGUGAUUACCAACAAUUUAAUCGUCGAUUAUUGCUACAAGAAACCUCCGGAGUAUUUCAUCGAGAGAUCUUGUACCAAAGUUAUUAUUCGGCUCGAUGCCGUCGCCAGUUUGGUGGAGGAGACCUUCGUCGUGAAAGACGAGGUGGACGGUGUCAAUGUCUCACUGGGCACUGUGGAGGGUUUGUCGAAUUUGGUCAUUGUAAAAGAGAGCCCGGUGGAUGCGUUAACAGGAGCGAGAGAGACUGGUCGCCCCGUUCACCUUCUGGUGUCGUGUGGUGAGAACUGGCUCGAGUGGAGAAGUUCUUGGGGGUGUACUGACGGUAUUAAAAAAUUUGAUAUUUCGCAAGAGUUGAGAUUGGAGGGUAAUGUUGCGCAGUUGGCUAGGGACCGCGAGUGCACGGUGCGACUGCUUGCCAUGGAGGCGUCGAUGGGUAAGUCGACGGUUUUGGAUCAUUUGGCACUUUCCAUGACAGAUCGAUGGGUUCUUGGCGUGGAUUUAAACAGGUACCUGUCCGAAGACUAUCGCAAAAUUGACCUGGUGGAUUUGUACCGGUUUUGCACACAGGACAGCUCCGAAUUGGCGCAGCUUUUGUUUGGGAAAUUCGCCGACGCGAAGAACGUAGAGGUGCUCUUUGAUAAUUACGAUCAGGCGAUUUUGAAUCAUUCAGACAAAGCGCUCGAGUUGCUUACGUCUUUGCAGCAGAAGAACGUGGGCCUUUGGAUAAUAGCAAGUGGUAAAAAUGCUGGGAAAUUGGAGAAGCAGCUCGCUACGAUUGCGAUACCGCUGAAUUCAUUUAACAUAAGAAAUUCACGCGAUUUUUUCGUAAGAUACUUCGGCAUGUUUGCAGGGUCGCAGAAGGCUGAAGUGAACACGUUCGUUGAGACGCUGUUGCGUAUGCUUCGGAGGGAGAUCGAUGCCUUUCUCGAUUCUCCCUUGUAUCUAACCCUCAUCGCCAACAUUUACAUGGACGACUUCAAGCACUUUGUUUUGACUGGUGGGUUGAGGCUCGAAGAUAACUUUCAGUUGAUCAACUUUUUGGAAACCUUCACCACAGCGUACGUCAAUUACUUAACAGACAAAUACGAUCUUUGUGACAACAAAUUUUUCUCGCAUCGUCUUCCGAUAUUGGCCCUACGCGCUGUCUUCGACCCAAGCGAUUUAUUGUACUACUUGAAGGAGGAUGCACUGGCCGAAUUUGCGAAGGAAGGGAUUGUCGAGUGCGAAUUGCCUCAUGCGAUUAUGGCCCAGUUUUUGUCUGCGAAGUGGAUGUACCAGAACUUAUCGAGCAGGCGCAUUUUGGUCAGGGCUUUAAAUAAGAGGCGAUUUUCCGAUUUGGAUCGCUAUCGGGGCACCUUUACAAUUUUCGAUCUUAUGUUAGCUAGAGAUCUUCCUCUGCACACUAUGCUCAUCCGAAGCAAACUGAAAUACAAUCCGGCCGAAACCUACGAUUCUGCCGCAACUGAUUUAGGGGGACGAAAUGCGGUGCACAUGGCCGCACUGUACGGUGUAUGUCAUCCCAGAACGAACAUCGUGCGCGGCAUCGAUCUCAACGACCAUCUGGUCACUAUCGUUACGUUAGCCGAUCGGAGUGUAAUCGAGGCGGAUGAUACGCUGUUGGGAUAUUCCGCUUUGGAUUACGCCCUAAGCAGUGGGUGCCUGGCCGUUGCCAACGCCAUAUGCGAAAAGUCCCCGCAAUUGGUCGGACGGAUUCACAUGGUCCCUACGCAGGUGGAAAGUUACAUCGCGUACUGCGUUCAAAUUGAUCACUACGCGCAUCUGUACAAAUCCUUGCUUAAAUACCUGAUUUGGCACAAAGUCGCUACUAGUCAACUGAGAAAUAACAUGGAAGCUUAUGCGUUCUCAGCUCAACUGCAACUGGACGAGCUGACCCAGCAGACUGUUGAGACCUACAUCCAGGGUUUAGAAGUUACAUCCUUGAGCCAUCUCAUGGAGAAGCUGGAGUUGAAGAGAGAGAACUCGCGGUAUUUCACCAAUCUGCACCUGGCCGCCGCCUUCGGAUCCAAACGAAACAUACUCGACCUGUUGAAAGAGGGCGCUAAAAUCUAUAACCUAGGCAGUCGAUCGUACACGCCGCUUCAUGCCGCAGUAAAUCACUACCGAGCGGACAACGUCGACGUUCUUCUCGCGGCGAGGGCUAAGAUCAACGUGAUCGACCCCUUCGGAAACACAGCUUUACACCUGGCGUGCGCGAGGCGUAAUCCCCAAAUGGUCACGAAACUCAUGCGACGAGGCACCGACAUCAGCAUACAAAACGACGCAGGCGACACUCCGUUUCACCACGCGCUGAAGCACAGCUGUGAGCCGAGCGCCGAACUGUUCCUUCCCGACAAAUACUACUCGCUCUUCUUCUCGCCCCAGACCAGUAUAUCGCGCGAUCACUGUCUGGACGUCGACUUACAGAACAAGACUGGUGACACGCCUCUGCUGCUCGCCUUGAAGCACGACUGCGGCGGAAUCGUGCGCGAGCUCUUGGAGUACCACGCCGACGUCCACGCGAUCAACCAGUCAGGCAAUUCAUGUCUGCAUUACGCCGCAGAGGUCGACGAUUACAAGACCGCCUUAGAACUGAUCUACUAUCGCGUCAACCUCAACGGCGUUAACAGCGAAGGCCAAACUCCUCUGCUGAUCGCACUUAAAUCCCUCCACGUGCGCAUCGCCAGGCUUCUGCUUUCGAAAGGCGCCCACGUUGACGGUUGCGAUCGCCUGGGCAUGACCUGUCUACAUUACGCCGCCCAAACAGGACUCAUUGGUCUGGUCGACGCCAUUUUGGAUAGGGGAGUCGAAGUUAAUCGGCGGAGUAACGAGGGCGAGACUCCCCUGAGUCUCGCUCUCACGCGAAAGAGUGUCGAUAUCGUACUGCUGCUGUUGAAGAGAGGCGCUGAUCCGAACAUUCCCGAUGGUAACGGCUGCAACGGAUUGCAUCGCGCCAUCGAGUGGAAGCUGAUGAGUACGGUGAACGCGUUGGUUGAGCACGGGUGCGAGAUGGACCAUCGAGAUAAUGAUGGCGAUGCUCCAUUGUUUACAGCCUUACGUCUUGAUGCGGUCGGUAUCGUCAAGCUCUUGCUGGCGAGAGGUGCCGAUGCAAGUGUGACCAAUGGGAGCGGUGCCACGUGUCUACACGUUGCCACAUCAUAUGCUACACUGAUGGAAGACUUCCUCAAGAUGGGGUUGGAUGUGAAUGCGGUGGAUGGUAAUGGUAAUACGCCACUGAUCAUCGCGUCGCAAGAGCGUCGUACUGCAGUAAUGAACCUACUGAUCGCGAAUGGGGCCGACAUCCUCGCCGAAAGUAGGGAGGGGUUUACUGCGCUUCACCACGCUGCUCAUUACGGAUUAACUGACCAGAUUGUCGAUCUGCUCAACCGAGGAGCUGACAUCAACAAAAAAUCGCUAGCGGGCGAGACUCCAUUGUCACUGCACAUCCGCGACUGGUACCUGGAGGCGAACACGACGAAGUUGCUUCUCAAUCGAGGCGCCGAGAUAGACGCGAUCGACUUGGAAACCGGUAACUCUCUGCUACAUUCCGCCACAGAUAAGGGCCCGCCUGGAGUGGUACGCGCUCUGUUGAAGGCCUCUGAUGAUCUCAGUGCGCGAAAUAACGACGGGGAGACCGCGCUGCACCUCGCUAUUGAACGCGAGCACUUGGAGAUUACGAAGCUUUUGCUUGCGAAGGGAGCAGAUGCUAAUAGCCGCAAUAACGGCAAUGAUACUUGCCUGCAUAGCGCUGUAGCUACUGAGAGCAGCGAGAUGGUUAUGGCUUUGCUCCAAUACGGGGCCAAGACGGACGCGACCGAUGGUGGUGGCGAAACUCCCGUGAGCAAAGCGCAGACGCUGGGAUAUUCCGCCAUUGUGAACCUGUUAUUGAAAACAGCCGAAAAGACUAACGUGGGGCUGGUGUCCGCCGUUACCAAAGGAGAAGUGUACACGGUUAGGAAACUUAUCGAGGGAGGUGGUGAUAUCAACAUGCGAGACGAGAGUGGCAAUACACCGCUUCUGCUCGCGCUCAUCGACCGCAAUGUGGCGAUUUCUGAUUUUCUUUUGUCGAAAGGGGCGGAUGUCACCGCGCGAAACAGUGACGGUUACACAGCUUUACAUUACGCAGCCGACCUUGGAGAUAUGCAAAUUGUUCGGGAAGUUCUCCGAGGGGGCUGUGAUAUUGAUGCGGUUAACACUGCUAGUGAUUCUGCUUUGUUACGGGCUAUGGCCAGACCUUAUCCAAACAUCGCACAACUACUUCUCGAACGCAACGCGAAAGUCGAGCUACCUCCGCACAAUGGGAAAGGAUCGUGUCUUCACGUGGCUUGCGCGUAUGGCUCCGAAGACCUUGCUGCGCGACUACUCAACGUGGGUCUCGACGCCGACAAGUUCGGAGAUGUAGGAAUGACGCCGUUGAUUCAUUCGUUGGCGAGCCGUCAUCGACGGAUCGCUCUAACUCUGAUCGAGCGUGGCGUCGACCUCAACGUUAUGACCGAUUACGGAGACUCCGCUCUUUCAUGGGCCGUCAGUCACCAGUACUGUGAUAUCAUCACCCUAUUAAUAGAGAAAGGGGUGCUGAUGGAUUACUGCGACGAAAACAUGGGUUCCCCAUUAAAAACCGCGAUCGCCAACGAAAAACGGGAGGCCGUUAAACUGCUACUCUCCCGUGGAUGUAACGUUCACCUGGGGAACGCAUCGGAAGGAUACCCCUUGCACGCCGCGGCAGCUGGCGACUUGCACGAUUUCGUCUCGACUAUCAUAGAUAACGGCUUCGAUGUCGACAAGAAAACCAUCUCCGAAAGAAGCGCACUCUUCAUUGCAGCCGAUAGGGGCAAAUACGCUACCACAAUGGCCCUGAUCUCAAACGGGGCCUCCUUAGAUAUCUACAGUAAUAACUUCUCGUCAAUCCUCUGCCUGGCGGCCAAAAACGGAUGGGAAGAAAUGGUCGAAGAUCUCAUAAAAAACGGAGCGGACAUUCAUCACCGAAACAACGAUAACGAGACCCCCCUACUUCUUGCACUAUGCGAAUCGAGGGUUAACGUCGUGAAAUUGCUGUUCAAGGCGAUACUCGCGCACGACCUCAAGGACGGUGAACUUAACUACCUUCACCGGGCGGCGGAAUUCGGCGACAACCAAAUCGUGUCCGAUCUCCUGAAGAAGGGUUUCGAGAUCAAUAAGCGGAACGACUACGGUGAAACUCCCCUACUGCUUGCGUUUCAUCACGAAAAAUUGAGCACCGCCAAGCUUUUGCUCGCGAAGGGAGCGGAUCGUAACGUCGUCAGUUACGGAGAAGCCCUACCCUGUUUCCACGCCUUCGCCCGUUUCGGCUGGGACGAUAUGGUUCGGAGUAUGUUGGAGGAGGGUGUCGACGUCAACGCCAAAUCACACCAGGGCUGCACCCCGUUGCACGUUGCCACCCAAAACGAAAACUUCUCUACCAUCGCGGUUUUGCUAGCACAUGGGGCUGAUCCGACCGUACCGAGCGCCAACGACGAAACGCCACUGGAGCAGUGCGUCCGCAAUCACUGCAAGCGAACCCUCAAAGCUUUCCUGGAGAAAAUCGACGCGAGUAAAAGCCAAAAGUGCGUGAAUUAUGCCGCGUUCUUAGCAGUUGAUAGUAACCACUCAGACCUGCUGGAUGCCUUUAUCGAUUUCGGUGUUGACAAUCACGAAAACUCUUACGGAGAGAGCACGCUCUCGAACGCCAUAAAGAACGGGUACCACAAUAUAUUACGGCAUCUGCUGGACAGAAACGGAAACAUUGACGACCUGAACUCGUCGGGUGAAAGUCUUUUAAUGAUCGCCGCGAAAUCUGGCGACGUCGACAUGGUAAAGUUGCUCCUGGAGCGAGGCGCCGAUGUCACCCUGGCUAAUUAUGAAGGGGAGACGUAUCUACAUCUCGCCGCCUGCGACACCGAGGAAAUGCUCACCUUGUUUCUGGACGGUGGCAACCUGGAGGCGAAGAACCUGUCGGGACUGACGCCUCUAAUGCUGGCACUGAAAUUGUCAUUCACGCAUUCGGCUCGGUUGUUGAUUUCAUGGGGUGCCGAUAUACACACCGAAGACUUCAUGGGCAACACUUGUCUGCACAAUGCCGCCAGGGCUGGAGACCACGAAAUGGUCGGGCUUCUUUUGGAAAGCGGGCUCGAUAUGCUCCGGAGGAAUGCCGAAGGUGACGAUUGCUUAGACAUGGCCAUCAACAACGGUUCGCUAAGUGUCGCGAAGCUGCUGAUCGCCCACGGGGCGGACCCUAACCAGGCGAACCGCUACGGCGAGACUUGCCUGUUAAAAGCCAUCGAGGCGGACAGCGAACUCGUCGCCGACUUUCUUGCGAGAGAAGUCGACGUUAAUUGCCAGGGAAACGACGGUCACACCCCAUUCACCCAGGCCCUCGAGAGGUGCAAUACAGACCACGCGAAAUUGUUGCUGGCGAAAAACGCCGACGUUAGCGUGCGAAACCGUCAAGGCUCGAACUUGCACUACGCCAUCACGCAAGGUGUCGACAUCGUCGACGCGUUACUUGAUCUUGGCGUGGACGAGGAGGAUGAGCAGGGCAACACUCCGCUGCUUCUCGCCGUUAAAACCGGCGCGCUCGAGACUGCCAAGCUCCUUCUGGAGAAAGGCGCAGAUGUGCGCGUCAAAAACAACGAGUACAACACCUGCCUGCAUUACGCGACCGAUCACUCUGAUGUAGAGCUUCUGCAAAUGUUCCUCGGGAAAGGCAUCGACGUAAACUGCAGCAACGUACUCGGCGAGACUCCCCUUCUUAAAGCAUUAAAAGGUGAGAAAUUAGAUCACGCUAAAAUACUACUCGGUGAAGGUGCCGAUUGUAGCGUCGUCGACAAUGAGAACGGCUCCUGUCUGGUGUACUGUGCCCAGUUUGGCUUCGAAGAACUGCUCGCCGAUUUCAUUUCGAAAGGGCACGACGUUAACCUAGCAUACUCCGAAGGCAGCCCGCUUCAGAUGGCCUUCAAGGGAAAACACGCAGGCGCAGUCAAAUUGUUGCUAGCAAAUGGGGCCGACAUCCACUCCUGCACUUCUUAUUACGAAACCUGGGUGGACCAAGUCAUCGCGCUUGAAGACGUUGAAAUAGUGCGAACGAUACUCGCGCAAGGGAUCGACGUAAACGUCCGAUUAUCACGAAACGAACCCCUACUGAUUACGGCCCUGAAAGAGAAGUGCAGGGCUAUGGUCGAUUUUUUAAUCGCGGCAGGGGCAAGUGUUCGCUUGGUCAGCUACGUCACGGGAGAAUCCUGUUUGCACCACGCGGUACGUGCAGGUUACGAGGACAUCGUGGGCGAUCUCCUGGAUGAAGGUCUCGACAUCGACCGGGAAAAUAACCAGCGCGAAACUCCGCUACGCGUCGCUUUAGUCGACGGCAAUUGCGCUAUGGCAAAGUUGCUGCUGUCACGCGGCGCUUCGGUCGAGGAGGGCAACUUUCGCGACUCCUACCUUCACCAAGCGGUCAAGCUGGGUGACGACUCUCUGGUUCUCGACCUGAUAAUUAAUGGAUGCGAGCUAAACGCGCUCAACGCCGACGGCCGUACUCCGUUAACUCUCGCGGUGUUGGCCCCCAACGUCGCCAUGGUAAAUCUGCUCCUAGAGCAGGGGGCCGAUUUCGCCGUGAGAGAUAAGGCGGACCGUAAUUUGUUGUACGCCGCGAAGAGUGUCGAUGUCAAAGAACUUGUUGAUAAGUUUGUUAGUCUCGGACUUGCAGAUGAGGAGUUCGAAAAUAUUGUGUUGUAAUUGCUCUGUAAUAAUUUAAUUUGUAAAAUUGUUUUAAAUCUAUCUAUUUUUGCUAAUGUGACUAAUUAGGUUUGAUCAAUGGAUGAGAUUUAUGCACCAAACGCUUUUUUAUUGUUGUUAAUUUUGUUUUUAAAUAAAUAAAUAUGAAAGUUAUUA